Molecule: messenger RNA, 768 nt
Organism: Charadrius vociferus (killdeer)
Lineage: Eukaryota; Metazoa; Chordata; Aves; Charadriiformes; Charadriidae
Product: serine/arginine-rich splicing factor 7-like
Exons: 7
Coding region: 15-485 (156 amino acids)
Molecular function (GO): zinc ion binding; nucleic acid binding
Source: RefSeq, a predicted model, not a curated record
AAGUGUCAACAGGGAUGCCUCGCCGCUCCCGUUACGACAGGCCUCCUGCACGGCGCCCCUUUGACCCUAAUGACAGAUGCUAUGAGUGUGGUGAGAAAGGCCACUAUGCCUAUGACUGUCACCGCUAUAGUCGCCGAAGGAGGAGCAGGUCCCGGUCUAGAUCCCGUUCGAGGUCCCGAGGAAGAAGGUAUUCUCGGUCACGCAGUCGCAGUCGUGGUAGGAGAUCAAGGUCAGCUUCCUACCGCAGGUCCAGGUCAAUCUCUCCUCGUAGGUAUAGAUCGUUUUCACCCCGCAGAUCUCGGUCUGGUUCUUUAAGGAGAUCAAGAUCUAGGUCCAGAUCGCGCUCAAGGUCCCGGUCUGUUGUAUGGCCUCGAAGCAGGUCUGGGUCCCAUGGUAGAUCUAAAUCUGGCUUACCUGCUAAAAGUCGCUCAAAGUCCAGAUCACCAUCUCCAAAGAGAAGUCAUUCACCAUCAGGAAGCCCUUGAAGGAGUGCAAGUCCUGAAAGAAUGGGUUCAAAUUUAAAAAGUUUAAGAAGAAAAUUUAUUUUGUUUACAUUAUUAUAAGGGAUUUUGUGGUGUCUUUAUAAAUGUAAGGGCUUCGUCCUAGAAGGCUGUUUCUAUUGACUAACAAUUGGCAUGAAUCUGGAUCUUUAACAAGUCUUAUUAGUAGACUAAUGCAAAACUCUUAUUGUGUUAACGUUCUGUGAUCUGGAAAUGUUGGGCUUUUUUUAUUGGCGCGUUGAAAUAAACUGUGCAUUUCUAACGAAGA